Solanum pennellii is the source of this 2262-nucleotide messenger RNA. Its product is annotated as protein PHYTOCHROME KINASE SUBSTRATE 3-like. The transcript has a single exon. NCBI's taxonomy places the organism in Eukaryota, Viridiplantae, Streptophyta, Magnoliopsida, Solanales, Solanaceae. Gene Ontology annotation, biological process: phototropism. The record is from RefSeq and is a predicted model, not a curated record. Bases 774 to 2096 code for a protein of 440 amino acids.
AUCACACCCUGGCAGGUUACUCUCAUUGUUGAAACAGUUAACUUUAGCAUCAGUCUGUAAAAUUGAAAUCUCUAACCAUCUGCGGGGCAGGCAAAUCAUUCAAUACUGAAUUUUGUGAAGGCAUCGAAAUUCAUUAUGGUGUGGAUCGUGUUAUCUUGAGUCCCUACCUUUUGGGGGCUCACUUUGAUGAGUAGUGGACCUUUGUCUUUGUUUUUGAGUUUUCUACUGAACCUCUUGUUAUCUGAUGCCUAACUAUCCUCAUAAGCCGUUGCACUUAUUCUAUGUAAUUAAUAUGUUUUCUUCAUGUGGAUGUAUUGACUGUCAAAAACUACUAACUGUUAGGUGUAUAAUGGGAGAUCUAUUUAGUUGAAAGAACAUUUGAGGUACUGUAAAGUCUCUGAUUUAUCGUGUUAGAUUUGGUGAGAGAUUACAAGGCUGGGCUUCUCUAAACACGUAGGAUCCACCACCUUAAAGCUGAAGGACCCCCCACCCCCAACAAAACACAAAACCCUCUACACUGUUCCCUUGUGAUUCUAUGAAAAGCCAAUAUUAUAAAGGAGUGCAUAAAGAACCAAGAGAAAGCAAAACUUCUUCAGUCAGAAUUUCAUCUUUAACAUAAGCCCCUUCAGAUAUUUUGACUCCUUUGUGUAUGUUGCUUACCUGCUUCCCAUGAACCCUUUUGAUCGACACCUUUGAAGCUCUACUAAUACAUACAACUCCUAUCGAACUAGAAAUUUCUUUAACUCUCCAGAAGUAGAAAACAUAUUUUCUCCAUGUCAGCUGAUGAUAAUGCAACCGGCCUUCGUGUUGCAUCAUUUUCCUGUUACCUCAGCAACCCCGAGGAGAGCUUUGUACACAAACUGAAUGGGGGUGCAGUUGAGCCUGCUUUUAUUUCACCCCCUGAGACACCAUUUUCUGUUACUAAGGCAGCUACCAAAGAUAACCUUGCCAAUCUUCGAAUGGAGUCUUUCUCUUCUUAUCUCAAAACCGGGGAAGACAACUUUGCGUUUAAGGCUUCAGGAGCUCCAGUUCGAGAUCCUACUAUUGCUUUUGUGUUUCCUCAACAGCCUUCGUUUCAUAGUGCAACGCAACUGGAACAAAUCAAGUCCAAAGAUGGAGAGAUUAGCAUAUUUGGUGCUGACAAGUACUUCAACAUGCAACUGGAUUAUGGAGCUGCCUCUCCAGCUGGGGUGAAGUAUAGGGGGAGACUAAAUGAAGGAACAGUAGAUGUGCCCCAUGUGAAGCACAAUUCCCAGUCGGAAACUCCUAGCAUUUGUUCUGAGUCAAGCAGCUGGAAUAGCAAAAAUGCCCUGUUACAGAAUCUUCGGCGAAAUGUAUUGUAUCCCACAAAGCAGAAGAAGAUGACAAGAAUGAGAUUUUUGCCUACUUUCAGUUGUCAAGGCCCUUGUUUGGACAAGAAAGCAGUGUAUGUGAAUGAAAGUAUAGGACUUGGAUUUUCCCAGCCAGGAUCAAAGCGAAGUCCUUUUGCCUUGAGUUCUGGCCCUUGUGGAACAGAGGUUCAAACACACUGGGAUGAUCAUAAUCUAAGCAUCGAAGACCAAAGAAAGUCACUGGAAGUGUUUGGCGCUGGCAAAAUAGGAAAAGGAGAUAUAGCAGUGAACUUAGAGAGGAAACUAUCUAUGUUAACCUGGGACGCCAUUCCCAAGGCCCAAAACCUCCAUGGAAGCAGCACGGCCUGUGAUGACAUGGCUAGUGAUGCUAGCUCUGAUUUAUUCGAAAUUGAGAAUAUAUCCAGCAGCGAAUAUGGACUUUUGAAUACACAAACAUCAGGUGAUUAUAGCAGCUGCAUGUCUCCAACAACUCAGUAUGAUGCACCAAGCGAGGCCAGCAUUGAGUGGAGCGUUGUCACAGCCAGUGCUGCUGAUUACUUGUCUGUUAUCUCAGAUUAUGAUGAGAAGAACUUUGGCUUUGGUGAUUACACAAGUUCAAGAAACACAGCCAAUAAAACCACCAAAAUCAAGAACCCUGCUGUCAAAGAGGUGCAAAAAACUUACCCCAGCACUGGGCUUUUAGGUUGCAAGACCCAAAAAGCAGUAAAUGUGGCUGAAACUGCGCGUAAAGCAAAACUAAGAUGAAUUUUCCUCUUUUAGUUCAGUAAAUUUGUGAGAAUAAUAUUUUCUUAUCAUUAAAAAAAAAAAGAGUGUAAAAACUUAAUGGUUUGGUUGGAGUUGUACUUUGUACAAUCAUAGCUUAAUCACUAUCUUCUUGUCUUCAAUAAAAGAAAAAGUUUGUAUUAUUGUA